Molecule: messenger RNA, 3112 nt
Organism: Harpia harpyja (harpy eagle)
Lineage: Eukaryota; Metazoa; Chordata; Aves; Accipitriformes; Accipitridae
Product: p53 apoptosis effector related to PMP-22-like
Exons: 3
Coding region: 200-790 (196 amino acids)
Biological process (GO): cell-cell adhesion
Cellular component (GO): cell-cell junction; membrane
Source: RefSeq, a predicted model, not a curated record
CCCACCGGUCGGGGCCGCCGCCAGGCUUAGUCAGAGGAAUGUGGGUGGGACUCCCUCCUCCCCCGGCGCCUUAAAAACCCGCUCGGACCGACACGCACGCAGUCUCCCGUCCCGGCGGAGCGUCCCCGCUGUACCCCGCCCGCGGCGCUCGGGCUCUCUCUCACUCGGUGGCCGCCGCUUCUGCCGCCGGCCGGGCAGGAUGGUGGUGUGCGGCCUCGCCUGCUGGAGGUGCAGGUGGCUCCUGCCCCUGCUGCUGGGCCUGGCCAUCAUCAUGGGCAUCAUCGCCCUGGCGGGCAGGGGCUGGCUGGAGUCGGAGUCGGGGCCCUACGUGCAGCAAGCGUCGUUAUGGGAGAGCUGCACGCGGGGCGAGGAGGACCUCAACUGGAGCUGCGAGUCCCUCAUGGACUAUGGAUGGGGGAGAGCAGCAGCUGCCACAUACCUCGUUGGCUUUGUGAUCCUGGUCAUCUGUUUUGCCCUCGCAGUCAUCGCAUUCUCAAUUGAGAUACUUCGCUUCAACUUUGUGCGAGGAAUUGGAGGCUUGCUCUUUGUUGUUGCUGCGUUCCAGAUCAUAGGCUUGGUCAUCUACCCAGUGAAAUUCACUGAAGAAAUUCCACUGAUGGGAGAUAACAUGUUCAGCUGGGCCUAUGGCUUUGGCUGGGCCAGCACUGUUGUCGUAAUAGGUUGUGCUUUCUUCUUCUGCUGCCUCCCCAACUGGGAAGAUGAAGUCCUGGGAAACAUCAAGCCUACCUAUUACUACUCCUCCCCAGAGAGAGCACCAUACUUAAAUUGAAAGAUUAAAUCCAAGUACAAUCAACUGUCAAAACAACAGAGGAGCACCUCUGAUGUAAAUUUGGUGUGAUUAUAGGAGACUGGAAAAACCCACCUUAUUUCUCCAGAGUAUUUACUAUUAUAUUGAACUAGAUGAUCUUAAAGGUCCCUUCCAAUACAAACCAUUCUAUUUCUUACUAGUCCUGGCAAUAAAUGAGUGAAAACAUUGGCAUCUUUAAGCAAAUAGCUUUUACCUAAAGUAUUAUUUACGUAUUCUUAUGUCGAUUCUGUUUGGGUGGUUUACUAGCUCCUUCCCCUCCCAACUAAUUGAGUCAUCCUUAUUUUAAUCAAACACUUGCUGAUGAAUAAAGAUGUAGUGUUUCAAGUGUAGAAAGGGGGAGGAGGUAUUUUAAACAACACAUUAGAGGGACCUGUAAGUUAUUUUUGUUUUCACCUCUGACAAAAUUGCCUUAAAUGGUACUAGAAAAAGCCCAACCUUCCAAAGAAUGCUUUUUCUUCUACCAAAGUCAGUCCCAAGGAAGGAACUUCCCUGAGGCUGUUGCAGUCACCUGCUGCCUAAGAAUCUCUUCUCAUUCCUGUUACUGGACUAUUGUUGACUAUUAGCUAUUUGAAUUAAGGGGAAAAUAAAAUUAAAAUUUAUUUUCCACCAGUUGGUGCUAUUGGAUGGAGGUCUUCUCUAAAGCAUGGAGCUGGUGUGUAUAACAGUGGCUAAUGUAACACUUAUUGGUGUUUUUGUGGCCACUGCAGGACUUGUGAUGGAGCCACAUAUAACUUAAUAUACAUUGUCACAGAGAGAAUCAAUAAACUUUCAGAUGUUAAACUACAUACAUGGUAUUUGAGGGAUACCAACAGAAAAUACCUUUGAGUAGAAACAUACAUUGUUCUUUAUGUCUACAUUUUUAAAACUGCAGUGUUUUAUUUAUCAGCUGUGCUUUGGAGGGAAAUCUUAGCAUAAGGUGUUGAAAACCUCCGAAAGUUUCUAAAGCACACUGUAGGUACUCCAGAGUUUAGUAAACUUGGGGAUGCUUUAUGAGUCACUAGGUAUAACAGGUAAAAAUAGAAAAGCAGUUCUGUGAGCGACUUACAUAUGCAAACUUCACACAGACACCCGUCUCGGGGAGUAAUCUGGCCGGCUCCUAGCUUGUGUUUCUGGAGCCAGCAAUUCCAAAUAAGUAUUCCAGUGAGGCAGAGCCAUGUCUGUAUUGGUCAUGGAGCUGCAGCAGCUUACAGCAGAUUUAAUUAUGGUCUGUCAUCUUUGUCAGAGCUUGCUUCAGCUGGGUAAGAAGAAGGAAGAGGCUCAUUUGUGGAGCUCCUCUGCCAGCUAUGGGGGAAGUAGCUCUAGCAGAGACAGAUUUCUGAGGGGGGUACAGGUAGGGUGGAAAGCAAAUGCUGUGCAUUACUCUAGGUAACGAGCAGCUGGGGACUUAUUUCUUACUAUUGUGAACUCAGUACUUAGGAGAGGGUAAGUGUGUGGGUAUAUGUAUUCAUACACAUGUACAAAAUAGAACUUAUAAAGCAUUAACCAGCAUACUGUAAAUCUAAAGUCAUUUAGAACUAAGCUUUUUCAUUGCCCAAUAUUCCUUGUAUUAUACGUUGUAUAGCUUUCUGUUUUGUAACACCUUUUAAAAUUCGGUAAUUCUCUAUAUUGCAUGUGAUCCUGUUUUGGAAAAGCCAGGUGACUUCUGAAGGUCCCUUCCAGGCCUGUAUUUUAUAACUUGGCAGAGCGUAAACACCUGCAGACUUCAGGACCGUGUUAGAUGCUCAGUCAUGGCAUAUACAGUCAACUGUAUUUAUAAUUCUUGCUGAAGAAGAGAAUCCUGUGACAAAUGUGUGUUUUGGUUGGUUUUUUUGUUUUUUUUUUUUCUUUCUGUACAGUACUGGCUGGUGGGGAAUACUGUGUAGACUUAUCUGUAUCAUGAGUAAUGAUAGUACCUACUUUCUAGUGAAUUCAAAACACAGCAGAGAAUCCCAAGUCUGGAAGAUCCUUGCACAGCUAAAGCUGAGAAGGAGAAAAGACGUAAGAAAAUGGACACCCUUCCUAAUGAGAGGGAGGAUGAUAUGAUAAUAGGGUUUAGCAUAACUUAAGUCUUUUGUAUGUUUUUUUUAUAAGCAUCGUCAUAACUUGUCAAAAAAGCACAAAUGUAAAGUAAACUUGGCUCUGAAUAUACUGGGAGGGGUAGAAGCAUAACCAGCAUGUUACACAAUUAGGAUGUUCAGGGGGGGGAAAGCUAUUGCAAAUAGUCAUUAAUUACUCUCAAGUGAUACUAAUGUAUGUGGCACUCCUUUCAGAUGUGGUGGCUUGAUUAAAACUGUUUUAACUGAC